AUGGCCUCUGAACUUCCUCCCAACGCCCUCGGCAAACUGGCCUCAUCCGUCAAGAACAUCGUAACUGGUGUUCCACUAGAGGACCAAAACGAAUCCAAUGCGCCAGCCACCAAGCAAGUCGGCAAGAGCCUCGAUAAGACUGUUGACAAGACCGUCGAGACUACUGACGAUGCCACCAUUCACAAGGAGAAGCAAGCUCCCGUUGUGCACGAAGACGUCAAGUCUCACGAGCAUGAGAGGGUUGAUACUGAAAUCGAUCACGAGGUCCACCAGGACCACUACCAUACCACCAUCCAGCCAGUUAAAGACAAGAAUGUACUGCCCACCAAGCACGUCUACAAGGAGAAUGAAUUCGAGGAGGAGAUCGACCAUCGCAACAAUGAGGCUAAGAUGAAGGCCAAGGAAGAAGCUGCCAAGAUCAAGAACGAGAAGAACGUUGAGGACACUACUCAAUCAAGAGAGUAUGCUCCCACGAAGGAGAAUGAGCACAUUCACCACCAUCUCCAUGAGAACAUCCAGCCCGUGAUCGAGAGAGAAACCGUCCAACAGAAGGUUAUUCACACUACAAAUCGCAUUCACGAGAAGGAGCAACUCAACGACGAGUACCAUGAGGCCACUGUUGCUCCUGCAAUCUCCAUGGAUGAGUUCAAGAACGGUGGUGCCAAGACUGGAACCACUGUCACUAAGGACAUUGAGAUGCCAGUUUCUGGUAUCAAAGCCACAGCAAAGAAGAGGGAAGCUCUCGGAGAUGUUGAUGUCGAGGAAGGUUCCAAAGUUGAAUCAAUCUAG
This is a messenger RNA of Fusarium fujikuroi IMI 58289, 789 nucleotides long. RefSeq lists its product as uncharacterized. Lineage: Eukaryota; Fungi; Ascomycota; Sordariomycetes; Hypocreales; Nectriaceae. Bases 1 to 789 code for a protein of 262 amino acids. The transcript has 3 exons. The record is from RefSeq and is a predicted model, not a curated record.